Hirsutella rhossiliensis is the source of this 255-nucleotide messenger RNA. RefSeq lists its product as uncharacterized. The transcript has a single exon. Bases 1 to 255 code for a protein of 84 amino acids. Lineage: Eukaryota; Fungi; Ascomycota; Sordariomycetes; Hypocreales; Ophiocordycipitaceae. The record is from RefSeq and is a predicted model, not a curated record.
AUGAAGGCCACCCAGAUUCUUCCCGUUGCCUCUCUCCUUUUCGGAUUCGUGAACGCUGCUCCCACCAAAGCUGUUGAAGCGAUCAACAACCAGGCCGGCUGGGGAAAGCGAGACACGGCCGUUGAAGCCAUCAACAAUCAGGCCGGCUGGGGAAAGCGAGAUACCGCCGUCGAGGCGAUCAACAACCAAGCAGGAUGGGGAAAGCGUGACACGGCUGUUGAAGCGAUCAACAACCAAGCCGGUUGGGGCAAAUAG